CCCGGGGCGAUCGCGAGUUCCGCCUUCUGUCUUAAGGAGGUGGCCUCGCUGUCCCGGACGGCGCUCGAGCUUCUCACACGCCCACUGCAGUCAUGUUCAUUCCCUGCGGGGAGUCGGUCCCCGACCUAACGAACUUCACACUCCUGAUGCCAGCAGUAUCUGUUGGAAAUGUUGGCCAGCUUGCAAUAGAUCUGAUUAUUUCUACACUGAACAUGUGUAAGAUCGGUUAUUUCUAUACUGAUUGCCUGGUGCCAAUGGUUGGAAACAAUCCAUAUGCAACUGAAGAAGAAAAUUCAAAUGAACUCAGUAUAAAUACUGAAGUGUAUUCCUUACCGUCAAGAAAGCUAGUGGUGCUUCAGCUGAGGUCCAUCUUUAUUAAGUAUAAAUCCAAGUCAUUCUGUGAAAAACUGCUGGCCUGGGUGGAAAGUAGCGGCUGUACCAAGAUCAUUGUUCUCUCGAGCAGCCAUUCAUAUCACCGUAAUGAUGCCCAGCUGCGCAGUACUCCCUUCCGAUAUCUGCUUACACCUUGUUUGCAAAAGAGUGUUCAAAAUAAAAUAAAGAGCCUAAACUGGCUAGAAAUGGAAAAGAGUCGGUGCAUCCCUGAAAUGAGUGAUUCUGAAUUUUGUAUUCGAAUUCCUGGAGGUGGAAUCACAAAAACACUCUAUGAUGAAAGCUGUUCUAAAGAAAUCCAAAUGGCAGUUCUGCUGAAAUUUGUUUCAGAAGGGGAUAAUAUACCAGAUGCAGUCAGCCUUGUGGAGUACCUCAAUGAAUGGCUUCAGAUAAUCAAACCAUGUAGUGACAGCCCCACAGCGUCUGCCUUGCCAUGGAAGAUCCCCAGCUCUUGGCGGCUGCUCUUUGGCAGUGGACUUCCUCCUGCACUGUUUUGAUGUUUUCAGUUUUUCCCUCGUCCCUCAGAGAUCACAAAACUGGCUGUUGGGCAUGUGCUGGACAGAAUUUUGUAUUGCCCGGGAUGUGUUAGAAGUGCUAUAGAAAAGAGGUUGUAGAGGUUGUUAUGUUUGUUAUAUAUAAGAAAUGUAAAUUCUGUACAAUAAACUUUAUUUUCUAAGUGGUUUUAUCUGAAAA
Messenger RNA from Grammomys surdaster, 1083 nucleotides. It is a transcript of the gene Psmg2, whose product is annotated as proteasome assembly chaperone 2. Bases 93 to 887 code for a protein of 264 amino acids. Gene Ontology annotation, cellular component: nucleus; cytosol. Lineage: Eukaryota; Metazoa; Chordata; Mammalia; Rodentia; Muridae. The transcript has 7 exons. Gene Ontology annotation, biological process: proteasome assembly. The record is from RefSeq and is a predicted model, not a curated record.